UUAACUAAUCAAGCACAGGUGCAUCUAAUUUGGUAAUCAGCCAAACACUACAUAUACAGACUUCCUACCUACCUCAGUCUAUCGUGAUUGUUUUCGGAUAUACUGCUUCGAACUGCCAACAUGUCUGAAGUCGAGCUUUACCCUUCUGACGACGAGUUCUACGCUCCACCGCAUGCCACCGGCUCAAAACAAGCAGCUGGCUUCAUGGCAAUUCCUCCGACCGGCUCUAAGGAACUCCCGAGCCAACCCGGAUCUUCUGCCGAACCACACGUCUCGGCUCGCGGCCGGAAGUCCAAAAGGCCCACCACCCGCACUCCUACACAGCGCAAUCUCCGUUCACCUCCACCUUCUAGACAGCCUUUACAAUCUCCAACAUCUUCUUAUGCCUCAGCUUCUCCAUCCAUCCCUCCCAUCUCGAAAUGGACCGUCGCGGGUUUGAGACAAGCUCUGACAAACUCUGAAGUUAAGUUCUCUCGCAAGUUGAGCAAAGCCCAACUUUACGAGCUUUAUAUUUCUUUGGGAAAUGAUUCACCCACCCCAAAAAAGGUAACAAAAUCUCGCAAAACCAAAAGUCAACAUUUCAUUCUAACGUCAUCUUCUUCCAGAUCAAGUUCCGGUUCACCUCAAGCACCUAGACGCAACAGACCGUCAGCGAGUCUAGGCCACGCCCCAGACUCAGCCGUCUCUCACACUGCUCUGCCUCCCUCCUCCUCCCAACCAAUCGCUGCAGCGAGCCAAUCGGCUACAGCAGGCUUGGUUUCUCAACCCUUCAUUUUUUCCCCGGCUGCAGACGCUGGCGUGAGGAUGCCUCCGCCAGCCCCUCAAACUCAGCCUCUUCUACCUUUUCCUUCUGCUACUUUUCCCUACCAAUGGCCAGCAGCCCCUGCUGGGGGUGCACAAGCAGCACACCAUCAGCCUGCUACAGCGCACCGACCUUCUCCCUCUUUUCCAUCCUACGGGCUUCUCCAAGCUCCAGGGGUCAAUCCGUGCGUGAGGCUGCCUCCGCAAACGGCUACGCCCCCCCUAUUUUCUCAAUUUCCUCCUACUCCUUUCUACGGGCUUCCCCAAGACCCAGGCGCUAAUCCGUGCGUGAGGCUGCCUCCGCAAACGGUUUCAGCACCUCUUUAUCUUCCUUCCAACUCAUCUUUACAAGACAAACCUCGCUACACUCUUUUCACAGCAACCCCCCUACCUACCCCAGUGAAUGCUGCCGCUCUGGAACCACCUCCCGUGCCUAACUCCAUCAAAACGCAGAUUCUGACAGAAAUUCAGAAUGCUGGCUCCGGAGGCAGACCCAUCACCAACCCCAGUACCUCAUUAUUCACAACUCAUAUUCCCAUAACGCAUCCUUUAAAAGCGCUCCUCGACGCGUCACUCGAUUCUAUUCUCCAAGCAGUUUCACCUAGAACCAUUAAUUCAUAUCUAACAGCAUGGAGAUGUUUCAAAACAUUUCACCUUUCUUUUAACCUGCAAUUUCCAGAUUUUUCUCUCCUCACAAUUACUUCAUUUAUUUCCUACCUCAAUUCCGUUAAGAACCUCCAAGUAGGGUCUAUUAAAGGAUAUUUAAGCGGCAUCCAAUUUUUUCAUAAAUUAAUCUACGGUUUCCCCUCCCCCGAAUUAAAUAAUUCUCAAACUUCUCUUCUAAUUAAAGGAAUCCAGCGCUCUCGUCCUUCAAAAAUAGAUUCAAGACAACCUAUAACCCUGGACAUCCUCACAAAAUGUCUCCAAAUUCUCCGCACAGGUUAUCAUUCGAUCCAUACAGCUCAUACCCUUGAUGCCAUGUUUUUAUUGUCUUUUUUCGGUUUCCUGAGAUGCUCCGAAAUUGCAAUAAACUCAAAAUUCAACCCGAAAAUCCACCCGACUAUCUCCGACUUGUCCAUUCUCGAUAGUGAAACAAUCGCUUACUUCAUCAAACAAAGUAAGACGGACCAAGAGAAGAAAGGCCAUUAUAUAUACAUUUUUAAUCUCCCAUCCCCAAUUCAACCGUAUCAGGCUCUUUUGUCUUAUUUAAAACUCAGGAAUGCCCAGUCUAAAUCCGCAAUAGACCCUCUAUUCGUCGACGACUCCAACCAUCCCGUUACACGUUUUUGGUUCCAAAAACACUUAAAACAAAUCAUAGCUCUGACAGGUUUACCCGUGGAGCAUUUUUCCAGCCACUCAUUUCGCAUUGGAGCAGCAACUACCGCAGCUCAAAAAGGUCUAUCACAAAAUCAGAUACAAGCCCUCGGUCGAUGGUCAUCAGACGCUUUCAAAAGCUACAUCAGAUAUAAUCAUCUUCACAUUAAAGAAGCACAUGCAGCCCUGAUCGGUUAAACAUGU
Messenger RNA from Misgurnus anguillicaudatus (oriental weatherfish), 2319 nucleotides. NCBI's taxonomy places the organism in Eukaryota, Metazoa, Chordata, Actinopteri, Cypriniformes, Cobitidae. The record is from RefSeq and is a predicted model, not a curated record.